Messenger RNA from Rhizophagus irregularis DAOM 181602=DAOM 197198, 463 nucleotides. The record is from RefSeq and is a predicted model, not a curated record. Lineage: Eukaryota; Fungi; Glomeromycota; Glomeromycetes; Glomerales; Glomeraceae.
AAAAAAGUGAUAUUUAUGGAUUCGGAAUUAUUGCAUAUGAAAUUUGUACAGGUUUCCCUCCUUAUUAUGAUAUAGCUCAUGAUGAUUUAUUAGCAAUGAAAAUUUGUAAUGGGUUGAGACCGAAAUCUAAUUAUAAAAUUCCACAAUUUAUUUUUGACAUUAUUAAUCAAUGUUGGGAUGCAGACCCUUUAAAACGACCUAAUGCAGAAGAAUUACAAGAGUUAAUAGAGGAAUCAUAUAAUAAUCGUAAUAAUACUGUGUUUUAUAAGCAAAUUGAAGAUGCAGAUGAAAUUAAUAAAAAGCCAUCUUCAACAGCUCAAUCACCAUUAUCUUCUACAAGUACACUCUCAUAUAUUUCACAUCCUGAAGCAGUUUAUACAAGUAGAAUUUUAGAUUUUAAAAAUCUUCCAGAACCAAAAAAUGCCGAUAGUAAUGUUUGAUUUACUUGGAAUAGAACAUUCAG